AUGGAUUACAGGUAUCCCACCCGAUGCAAACCUGACAUUAAAACCACUGCUGUUCCCUACAAAUCGUGGCUUCAUAAUUUUGGAUCUAGCAGUGCAACAGUGAAGACUCUUAAGGCACUGGAUGUUGAGGCUCUUAAGAGUGACUUUGUCUGGUACACUAUUGUUUGCCAGAGGAUUGGAUCAAUUGACGUGAUAGAGAAUGAACGGAAUGUACAAGUAAAAGAUGUAAACGACAAUGCUCCAGAAUUUCUACAGAGUAAUUAUAGCACUUCAGUAUCAGAGGUAGCUGAAAUAGGUUCCACAGUUCUAAAAGUAGAAGCCAGGGAUAACGAUUUUUCACCUGAAUUCAGCAUCCUUACUUACAGGCUUUGGGGUCCAAACUCUGAAUACUUUUAUAUAAAGGAAGGAGAUGGGAAUGUCCUGGUGAAUAAAACAUUGGAUUACAACAAGGUCAACCUUUUCAAUUUAACAGUCCAAGCCAAGGAACAAUUUGGAAACCAGAGUGACACAGCAUCAUUGAUAAUUCAUGUACAAGACUAUGAUACAUUGAAUCCCUAUUUCACUCAGUCAGUGUACAAUGGAAGUAUCAGUGAAAACAAGACGGGCCCUCUGACUAUUCUCCCAGAGAACAUAUUAGCUCGAGAUGGAGACAAAGGUAUAAAUGAAAAAGUAGUUUACAGCAUCAAACUGGUGAACCCCUCAGCCUACAGCAACAGCUUUUCAAUCAAUGCAGACACUGGAGAGCUGGAAGUAAAGACUGCAGUUGACAGAGAAAUAUGUCCAUAUCUAGUGGUGAGCAUUCAGGCAGCUCAGCAAGACAAGAUUUUCAAAACAGCUGAUGCAAUAGUUGUGGUUACGAUUGAAGAUGUGAAUGACAAUGAUCCAGUACUGUCACAACCCAGUUACAAUGUCUCACUUGUAGAAAAUUUCCCAAAUGGGAUGGAAGUUCUUCGAGUAACAGCUACUGACAAAGAUGAGGGAGGCUUCCAGGGAAUGCUCAUUCUCACUCCAGAUGACAGUCCUUUCCAGCUGAGUGAGGCUGGAAUCCUAACUGUGAGGAACUCUACACAGUUGGAUAGGGAGAGAAUACCAUCUAUUCACCUACAGGUCACUGCUAGAGAUCAUUUACCACCUUACAACAAGGUGCACUCUGCAAUCAACAUAUUGUUGCUAGAUGAAAAUGACAACAGCCCAACCUUUAGAAAUACACCAUAUGAACAGGUUAUUUUUCUCAACAUGACUUCAGGAACGGCCAUUCUUCAGGUUGCUGCUGCUGAUCCAGAUGAUGGUAUAAAUGGAGAGAUAAGCUUUAUCUUAGCUGGUGGCAAUGAAGAGGGAUAUUUUGAACUGAAUGCAUCCACAGGACAAAUCAUUUUAAAAUCAGAAAUCUAUGACCCUAAGGAGUUUGUCUUGUGGAUAACAGCUAUCGAUGGUGGGACCAUUCCAAGAAGUUCAUCAGUGCCUGUACAAAUCUCUGCAGUUGGAGAUUCCAGACCACGGUUUCUUCAGAAAACAUAUAAUGUGUCUGUGGAAGAAGAGCUGGUGGCUCCUGUUGAAGUAGCACAGGUAGUGUAUCAGCAUUUACAUCCCGAUAUCCCAAUUAAGUUUCAAGUGCUGACACAAUCGGCUGCAUUUGUCAUCGAUGACAAAGGAGUCAUCUCAACAAAAACCAAACUGGACUAUGAAUCACAGAAAAAUUACACACUAAAUAUUUCCCUGUCGGAUGGAAGUACUACUGACUAUGCUACAGUGUUUAUCCAAGUGACUGAUGUUAACGAUAACAGCCCUGUGUUUGAUACAAUCGACACCACCAUUUUCAUCCUGGAGAACAAGCCACCCGGAACAAGUGUCACCAGUGUGUCAGCUAAGGAUGUGGAUGAAGGCUUUAAUGGAUUAGUGGUUUAUACUCUGAAGGGUGGAGAAGGAAAAAUGGAUAUUGACACCUCAGGAUUGAUUUUGCUGGAAAAGGAACUGGACAGAGAAAAACAAGGCCUUUAUAACUUAACAGUGAUUGCCAGUGACCAAGGCCAACCCGUGCAGUCAACAGCUCUCAAUUUGACAGUCAUCAUUGAUGAUGUGAAUGACAACUAUCCUGUCUUCUCAUCAAGUAUCUCUCCUGAAGUGCCAGUCCCUGAAGAUGCAGUGCUGGGAAGUGCACUGCAGAACCUAUCUGCUACUGAUUUGGAUGCUGGGGCCAACGCCGUCGUGACAUACAGAAUCGUUAGCCAGGAACCUCCAACCUCCCCACUGAUGUUCUCUGUCAAUGCGAGCACAGGCGAGCUCAGCCUGAUCCAGAGGCUGGAUUAUGAAACCAUAAAGCAAUUUCAAGUAGAAGUGGAGGCAUCAGAUGGAGGUCAGCCAAGUCUCAGCAGUAAAAUAGUUGUGAUUGUGCAGGUACUAGAUGUCAACGAUAACCCACCAGAAUUCAAUCAGGCAACUUACCACAUAUCUGUGUUCGAGAACCUUCAGAAGGGUAGUCCUGUCUACACAUUCAGUGUUGCUGACAAGGAUGAGGCUGGCUUUUCUCAGGGGCACUUUGUUCACGACAGUACUAUAUUUACUGUGGAUAUGCCUGGAAUACUUAUGUUAAGGAAUGACACAGAGCUGGACAGGGAGACUACAACUGGAUUCACUUUUCAAGUGUGGGCAGUUGAUAAUGAAACGAAUGGGCUUAAUUCAAGUGCCUUGUUCCAUGUCACUGUUCUGGACGUCAAUGAUAACAACCCUGAGUUUCAGAUGCAGCCAUACAAUUUUGUGGUUCUGGAAGGAGAUUACCUGUUGGAUGCUCCCACUAGAGUUGGCCAUGUGAAUGCUACUGAUUUGGAUGAGGGAGAGAAUGCACGAGUUACUUAUUACUUAUCAGCUGAGGAUGGGGAUAAUCCAUAUAGCAUUCAACAGGAUGGGACCAUUUUGGCUACUGACUCUGUAGACAGAGAAGCUAAAGAGAAGUAUGAGCUGCUGUUGGUGGCAUCUGACAAUGGAGUACCUCAAAGGCAGAAUUUCACACAUGUCAGCAUUCAAGUACUGGAUGUGAAUGAUAACCCUCCUCGGUUUACCAAAGCUCAAUACUCAGCAAGUGUCCAUGUGGCAACAGCAAAAGAAGGAGAGUCUGUGCUGUCAGUGUCUGCUACUGACCUUGACAUUGGGACUAAUUCUGUCAUUUCAUACAGCCUCAUGAACCAUUCUGAUGACUUCCAUAUAAACAGCCACACUGGCGAAAUCACCCUUGGCAGUAACUUGGACCACAUCACAGCUGACACAGUUGUUACACUGAUAGUUGUUGCUACUGAUCACGGAGAUCCCCAGCUUACAGCAAAUGCCUCUGUUACUCUCUACUUGCUGGUCAAUGACACCAGUUUUGGACUGACUUUUGAGAGCUCCAGCUAUGAAUUCAGCAUUCUGGAAGAGGAGCCUUCAGGGACUGUAGUUGGUUCUGUGAAGGCUCUGACUGGAAGCAUAGCUGUGCAAGUAAUGUACUCCCUGAAAUCUCAUCGUGGCAAGUUCUCCAUUAGUAACCAAGGAGACAUUGUGGCUCUGACCAGGCUAGAUCGAGAAGAAGGUGACUUGUACAGCAUCAUGGUGGAAGCUGUUGAUUCUGUGGUGCCACCCAACACUGCUGUUACUUUGGUAACUGUGAAAGUUGAUGAUAUCAAUGACAAUCCUCCAGUUUACUCAUCAUGGAUUCAAACUAAAUUAUCAGCUCCUGAGAAUGCAGCUGGUCUAGAUUUGGGUGUAUUUUCUGCUACUGAUCGGGAUGUAGGAGUUAAUGCACUUAUAAGCUACUCUCUGCAAGAUGACUUUGCUGGAAUGUUCCAUAUUGACAGUUCUACUGGCAAGCUGAUGACCAAAAAAUCCUUGGACAGAGAAAUGACGGACAGUUAUGAAUUGAAAAUAUUAGCCAUGGAUGCUGGCAAACCACCACACUCCGCAAGCUUAGUUCUAAGCAUUACUGUAGAAGAUGUGAAUGACAACCCACCAGUGUUCCCCCAGAAAUCCUACUCUGUGACUGUGAAAGAGAAUGAGCCUCCACACGUGAUUUUGACUGCGACAGCCACAGAUAAAGAUAUAGGGUACAAUGCCAUUGUUCAUUACAGUAUAACUGGAGACACAACUCCAUUUCAUGUUGGAGAACUUUCUGGAAAUAUUUCAAGUCUUCAGCCUCUGGACUAUGAAAGUCAUUCCAUGUAUACAUUUAUUCUGAAAGCUUUCAAUCCUGGAGAGCCAUAUCUCCAGGACACAGCAAACAUUACAGUUACUGUGGAAGACGUCAAUGAGGAAGGACCUGUGUUUGACAAGCCCUCAUAUUACCAGAUCCUUCUAGACAAUUCUACAGUUGGCACACUGAUAGUAGAUAUCAAUGCAAGAGAUGAAAGCAAGGGUUAUGAUGAAGACAUUUUCUACAGUAUUUCAGGUGGAAACUCAGAAGGCCUCUUUAGUCUUUCCAGUACCACAGGAAAACUCACAUUAACAAGAGAUUUACCCAAACAGAAUAGUCCUGUGUAUUACUCCUUGAAUGUCACUGCUACAGAUUCAGGUCUGCCUCCUCUUUCAACAUCUGUAAAGGUGUCAGUGACGAUAGCUCCCGCGGACACGUCGUUCCCAGUGUUCUCUGAAGAAGUCUAUCAGCCUCCCCCUCUGAGCGAGAAGGCUCCGCCAGACACGUUUGUUGUACAGAUCAGUGUGUCACAUAAGGUCCCUGUGAGCUACAGUAUUGUCUCUGGAGAUGAACAGGGUUAUUUCAUUAUCAGUUCAUCCACUGGUAUCAUAAGAACAAGAAAAAAUUUAAACCCAGAAGAUUUUCCAAUGACUUUCAAAGUGCAAGCGACAGACUCGUCUAUUAGUAGCAUAUCCAAUGAGGUUGAAGUGAAUGUGGAAGUUAUUGAUGAAAAUGAUUUCCCUCCAGUUUUCACAUCCUCUCUACUAGAAGUGACAUUGAAAGAGAAUUUAACUGCUACUCAGAUCAUCCAGCUGAAAGCUCAGGAUAAUGAUACAGGUAGAAAUGGUUUCCUAACAUAUGGCAUUCUUAAUGGACAUGGACUAAAAUUCAGGAUAAAUGAAACAACUGGAAUUCUUUAUUCCAAUGCCACCUUUGAUUAUGAAGAGGAACCUACAGAGUAUCAGGUUGUGAUAUAUGCUGAGGAUGAUGGAAUCCCUGAGAAGAAGAGAGGUUACUGCACAGUGGUCAUAAAGAUCAUUGAUGUUAAUGACUGGCCACCUGUCUUUGAUUCAGUGACUGAAUUCAGUGUUAAUGAAAAUGUGCCUGUGGGAUUCAUAGUUGGAAAAAUCACAGCAACAGACAGAGACACAGAAGACAAUGCCUUUGUGUUAUAUAACCUUGCAGGUGGAGGAGAAAACGUAUUUGAAAUAGAUGAAAUACAUGGCACCAUUAAGAUAAAGAGCUCUCCAGACUAUGAAACCAUGAAUAAAUACAACCUUGAAGUGACUGCAGUCAACAGUAAAUCUGCCCCUUUCUAUCAGGCAACUGCUUAUGUCACUGUUCAAGUGAUUGAUGUGAAUGAUAAUGCUCCAGUGUUUGCUCAGAAUUCCUAUUCCACUUCCAUAAACAUGGUUAAUCCUGUAGGUACUCAUGUCAUAACUGUGAGUGCUACUGACAAAGAUCAGGGGCAAAAUGGCCUUAUCGAGUACUCUAUCCUCCCGGAUCCACACGUGAGCCCGUUCUUACUGAUAGAAGAUACAAGUGAGGGGAAAAUAAUUACAACUGGAAACUUGACUAGAUCUGGGGAUAUCCAUUUAACAGUGAUGGCUAAGGACAAAGGUUUUCCUUCCUUAAAUGGCACUGCUGUGAUUACUCUUAAUGUGCUUGACAACCGUCCAUUUGUCCCUCGGUUUAACAAGAGUGAAAUCAGCAUUUUUGUUUUGGAAAACACAGGAGUGGAUUAUAUCAUUUAUAAUUCUACUGUGGUUGAGGCUGCAGGAAAACUGAUUGAUUAUACAAUUGUAUCUGGCAAUGAGAAAGGUCAUUUUAGAUUGGAUCCCAAAAGUGGUCAGCUGAGAACAGCGAUUAAUUUGAACUACGAGGAAGUUUCUCAGUAUGUGAUUUUAAUUAAAGCAAGUCAAAGACUCUCAUCGGCUGCAGAAGUCCAGCGUUCAGACGUGUUUGCUGAGAACGUGGCCAUGCUGACCAUCUUGGUGCAGGACGUAAACGAAGAGCCAGUAUUUGGGAAUAAUGCCUACUCUGCUCGGAUACCAAACUCUGUGCCAUACAAGUACCCAGUCAUUACAGUCCAGGCCACAGAUCCAGACUCAGGAGACAAUGGACUUCUGCUGUACAGCUUAGUGAAUCAUCAGACAAACGAAUUUGACAUCGAUGAAAAAACAGGGCAGAUUUUUACAGUUUCUGUAGCAGGAAAAGCUGGAACAUUUUAUCUGGAAGUCCAAGCUGCAGACCAAGGCACAAGAAGACUCACAACCCGGACAGCAGUCAAUGUAACUGUUGAUUCCAGCUCCAGUAGCAAUACUGUGGUGGUUGUACUUACUCAGAAGAUCAAUGUUGUUGAAAGAAACAUGGCUGAAGUAAAAAGGGUCCUGGAAGAUAAACUUGGCUGGAAUGUAUACAUUGUUGAUAUUUCUUCCAAUGAGUUUGACAGAAGAGCAAGAAGCAGCACUGACGUAACCCAUGUAAAAAUCAUUGCCUUUGAUGAAGCACAUCAGGAAGUACCCGCAGAGCAUGUAAAAAGAAAACUUAGGGAGCAGAAGAGUAACAUUGAAGUAGAACUGGAGAAGGUAUUUUCAGCCUCUGUUACUGCUGCCAUAGGAGAGGCUCCUGCUGCCUCAGCCUCUCCGGAGCUCGUUGCAGCCAUCGUGCUCGGUGUCGUGCUCGCCUGCACCUUCAUAGCCUUCCUGGUGUAUCUACUUCUGGCUGUGAGAAGGAAAAGAAAGCAUGGACAACAGGUUAAGAAGAGGGCUGAAGUUAUAGAGGGUAUUGAUAACCCGUGGGCAACUGACAAAAAUGGAAGUUUGAAAAGCUUAGAGAAACUAGAGCACAACGAAAAUGGGAAAACUGAGAUGAUAUCAUUUGACAGCAUGAAAGGCACCAGAGCAGGUGAUGCUGACAAAGACAAAAUUCAGGCCCCUGCAAAAGGCAAUUACCUUGAGACAAUACUGCUGGAUGACAACAGGGAACCUGCUGAAAAUGCAUCAUCUGAAAAAGCUACUGAACCUAGAUAUGUAGAUAUCCAGCCCAUUGUGGAAUUCACAGCAAAACAGGAAUCCUUUCUGGCAGACACAACACAAAAGUCAGCUCUUUCCUUAACACCUCAUCCCAUACCACCUGCCCCUGAAAAAGAACUGAAAGGAGUAAAAUUUUCAGAAGUGGCAGUGAUUUUGGACCCAGAGGUUGGAGACGAUCAGUCCGGAGACGACGAGUCCAGAGAUGAUGAGUCUGACAUGGAUGUAGCUUUUUGA
Molecule: messenger RNA, 7425 nt
Organism: Acanthisitta chloris (rifleman)
Lineage: Eukaryota; Metazoa; Chordata; Aves; Passeriformes; Acanthisittidae
Product: protocadherin Fat 4-like
Exons: 42
Coding region: 1-7425 (2474 amino acids)
Biological process (GO): homophilic cell-cell adhesion
Cellular component (GO): plasma membrane
Molecular function (GO): calcium ion binding
Source: RefSeq, a predicted model, not a curated record